Endocarpon pusillum Z07020 is the source of this 318-nucleotide messenger RNA. RefSeq lists its product as uncharacterized. The coding region runs from base 1 to 318 and encodes 105 amino acids. The record is from RefSeq and is a predicted model, not a curated record. NCBI's taxonomy places the organism in Eukaryota, Fungi, Ascomycota, Eurotiomycetes, Verrucariales, Verrucariaceae. The transcript has a single exon.
AUGCAGGGUGUCGACACCCGGCCGGCACGUGAUGAGAGCGUGAAAAAUGUCCGAAAAGGGAUUUUUCGCGGCUUGAGAAAUAGGGAACACAAGAUUGUGGAUUGCACGAAGCACUUUGGUGGUGGUAGUGGUGGUGGUGGCGACAGUGGAAAAGAAGGGUAUGGAAGACUGGAUUCAAAAUUGAUUGACCCGACCGCCAGUGGGGGCGCCUUGGCCACCCGCAAUUGCAUUAAAGAGCAGUACUAUGAGGGCCAGACAAUGGCGCAGAUGCCUAUCCAAGCUGAAAGUGGAGCAGAACACAAGGAUAAUCUCAUCUAA